CUUAAAACAAUUUGUUUUGGUCGGCUUUUAUUAAUCCAAAAUAGGCCUAAGUCCAAAAAUACUAACUCUUUCUUCUUUAUGGUUCUCUUCUCUUGAAUGAUAUUUGGCUGUCAGUGGUGGAAGUCCUAAGUUGUUUAAUCAUAAUAUAACUAUUUUGCAAUUAGAAAAAACAAGACAGCCUUUGGAUCAAAAAUGAAAGAAGAACUUUUGUCAUCAUGUAUUAAAAACUUCAUAACAAAGGCCACAAGUGAAAAUGUGAGACUUGAUGGAAGGCAUUUUGACGAAUUUCGAACUAUUGAAGUUCACUAUGGAAAAGAAUGGGGUUCAUGUCAAGUUUCAUUUGGAGAAACCAAAGUAUUGGCGAACGUGACCUGCGAUGUUCAGUUACCUAAGGCCACUCGUCCGAAUGAAGGUCUAUUACAUCUCAAUGUUGAACUGAGCCAGAUGGCAGCUGUUCACUUUGAGUCCGGCCCUCAGUCAGAUCUUAGCGUUCAUCUUAACCGUCUCCUUGAAAAGUUCUUCAAAGAGUCCAGAUGCGUGGAUUUGGAGUCAUUAUGUAUAGUGGCUGAAGAAAAGGUGUGGAACGUCCGGGUUGACAUCAACGUGUUAAACAGUGAUGGGAACCUGAUAGGCUGCUGCUCGGCUGCUGCGUUGGCAGCACUGAUGCAUUUCCGCCGCCCCGACUUCACUCUUUCAGGGGAACAAGUGAUCAUUCACAGCAACAUGGAGAGAGAUCCCCUUCCUAUCACCUUACACCACCAUCCCGUGGCGGUAGCGUUUGCCAUAUUCAACAACGGUGAUCAGGUGAUUGCCGACCCCACCAUGACGGAGGAGAGGGUUGCCCAGGCUCAGCUGGUGAUGGCUGUCAACAUGUACAGAGAGUUGUGCGGCCUCCACCUCAGUGGCUCGGCUCUGGCUGCGCCUCAGGUCAUCUUGCAGUGCGCUACCAAGGCUGCCAAACUGGCAAAUCACAUCGUCUCUACGGUCAAGCAGGCGUUGGAGGCCGACCUGAAGGCCAGAACUGAAGGUCCUGUUCCUGGUUUGGUCAAAUGCAUAAAUCUAGACAGGAUACUGUCAUCUUCCACAGACAGGAAUACAUUUCGUCUCAAAGGUUCUACCAAACCAAGGGUUAAGCAGGACGUCAAAAUGGAUGUACAAGUUUCAGAAGAAAGUGAAGAUGAAGUUCAAAUAAUAGCAGUUGCAGAGAGGACAGCUGAGCUGUUACCUUCGAAGAAUAAAGUGGAGGUGAAAAUGUUAAAGCCAUGGGAGCCUUCAGGGGCUGGGAAUCAGUGGAUAGAAGAAACGCAAGAAUCUGAAUCUGAAAAAGAAGAUGUACAAUAUAGUUCCGAUAGUGACGUAGAAGUUGUCAAGCAGAUCACCAUGGAAGACCGAGUUAUUGAUAACAUUGAACUGAGUGGGGACAGUGAAGAGGAAGACACGGUGAUUCUAAAGUCCUCUGACGUGGCCAAUGCAUAGUUUUUAUUUAUUGUUUUUUUACUGUACCAUAUUUUUAAAAUAAAGUUUCCUAGUGAAUUUAAAUA
Molecule: messenger RNA, 1541 nt
Organism: Macrosteles quadrilineatus (aster leafhopper)
Lineage: Eukaryota; Metazoa; Arthropoda; Insecta; Hemiptera; Cicadellidae
Gene: Rrp45
Exons: 9
Coding region: 193-1476 (427 amino acids)
Biological process (GO): nuclear polyadenylation-dependent rRNA catabolic process; nuclear mRNA surveillance; U4 snRNA 3'-end processing
Cellular component (GO): cytoplasmic exosome (RNase complex); nuclear exosome (RNase complex)
Source: RefSeq, a predicted model, not a curated record